Messenger RNA from Cryptococcus amylolentus CBS 6039, 660 nucleotides. RefSeq names its product DNA replication complex GINS protein PSF1. The coding region runs from base 1 to 660 and encodes 219 amino acids. Lineage: Eukaryota; Fungi; Basidiomycota; Tremellomycetes; Tremellales; Cryptococcaceae. The record is from RefSeq and is a predicted model, not a curated record. Gene Ontology annotation, biological process: DNA strand elongation involved in mitotic DNA replication; DNA replication. Gene Ontology annotation, cellular component: GINS complex. The transcript has a single exon.
AUGUACGGCGACCUCGCGCUCCAGCUCGUCACAGCCUCCCACCGCACAACCCUCGCGACCACACCACAACUUCCCCUGCCGAAAUACGCCCUGCCCCUCAUCCUCUCCAUCUGUCUCGAGACCCGUCAACUGGGAGCGUCAAUAACGGCCAUCGCCGAGAACCAUGGUCCCAUGUCUCUCACCCAGGAUAGGGGCCUGGUGUGCAACCUCACUGUCCAGCAUCUGGCAGCGCGACGGAACAAACGCUGCUUGUUGGCAUAUCUCAUGACCCGAGUCGGAGGGAUCAAAGAGCGAUGGUGGGACGCCGGAGGAGGGCUGGCAUACCUCCUGAGUCCUGCAGCGAGCGCAAACGUCAACCCCGAAGCGGACGCACCGGACCUUCGUUCGGCGUUGAGUCCACAGGAACUCGACUUUAUGAGAGGGUACAACAGCCUCCUGCUCGAUUACAAGAGCGAGUUUCUGGAUGUCCUUGACCUCACGGCAGGGAUUGAAAAGCCGCCCGGGGAGCUGAUGGUGGAUGUGAGGGUCGUAAAGGAUGCUGGAGAAGUGUUCUUGGAUAGUGGAGAAAGGGUGGACUUUCGCAAAGGACAGAGGUUCAGACUAGAACGGAGUCAAGUAGAGAGAUUGGUCAUUCAAGGGUAUCUAGAAGAGGUCUACUAG